This is a messenger RNA of Diceros bicornis minor, 4625 nucleotides long. It is a transcript of the gene ITGAM, whose product is annotated as integrin subunit alpha M. Bases 261 to 3626 code for a protein of 1121 amino acids. The transcript has 30 exons. Gene Ontology annotation, molecular function: integrin binding. Lineage: Eukaryota; Metazoa; Chordata; Mammalia; Perissodactyla; Rhinocerotidae. Gene Ontology annotation, cellular component: integrin complex; external side of plasma membrane. Gene Ontology annotation, biological process: integrin-mediated signaling pathway; cell-matrix adhesion; cell adhesion mediated by integrin. The record is from RefSeq and is a predicted model, not a curated record.
UGCAGAGAAAGGGUGCAGAAUAUCUAGGAUUUAGACUAGGGGAUUUGGGGAAGGACAAGAGAUUCAAGAGGAAGCAGAGAGUAGAGCCUGACCAAGGUGGGAUGACCAGAGAAGCUCGGACGAAUGACAAGGGGGGUUCGGCUAGCCCUUUUACUUUGCAGGUGAGGAAACUGAGGCCCAGAGAGGUGAAAUGACAUGCCCAAGGGUGCUCAGCAGCCUUGGCCUUAUGUCAUGGGUUCAACCUGGACACUGAAAACGCAAUGAUCUUCCAAGAGAACGCAAGGGGCUUCGGGCAGACCGUGGUCCAGCUAGAGGGAUCCCGGGUGGUGGUUGGAGCCCCCCAGGAGAUAAAGGCUGCCAACCAAACAGGUGGCCUCUACCAGUGUGACUACAGCACGGGCAGGUGUGAGCCCAUCCGCCUGCAGGUCCCCCCGGAGUCUGUGAACAUGUCCCUGGGCCUGUCUUUGGCGUUCGCUACCAACCCUUUUCGGCUGCUGGCCUGCGGCCCCACCGUGCACCAAACCUGCAAAGAGAACACCUAUGUGAAUGGCUUCUGCUUCCUGUUUGGAGCCAACCUAUUGCAGCAGCCCCAGAGGUUCCCAGAGACCCUCAGAGAGUGCCCUCAGCAGGACAGUGACAUCGCCUUCUUGAUUGAUGGCUCUGGUAGCAUCACCCCAAGAGACUUUCAGCGGAUGAAGGACUUUGUCUCAACUGUGAUGGAUCAAUUCGAAAAGUCCAGAACCUUGUUCUCUUUGAUGCAGUACUCUGAAGACUUCCAGACUCAUUUCACCUUCAAGGAUUUCGCUAACAACCCUAACCCGAGAGCGCUGGUGAGGCCCAUAAGACAGCUGUUUGGGAGGACACACACUGCCACAGGAAUCCUCAAAGUAGUAAAAGAACUGUUUGACAGCAGCAGUGGAGCCCGGGAGAAUGCUCUUAAGAUCUUAGUUGUCAUCACGGAUGGAGAAAAGUUUGGCGAUCCCUUGGGUUACGAGGAUGUCAUCCCUGAGGCAGACCAAGCGGGAGUCAUUCGCUAUGUCAUUGGGGUGGGAGAUGCCUUCAACAGUGAGAAAUCCCGCCAAGAGCUUAAUACCAUUGCAUCCAAGCCAUCUCGUGAUCAUGUGUUCCGAGUGAAUAACUUUGAAGCUCUGAAGACCAUUCAGAACCAACUUCAGGAAAAGAUUUUUGCAGUCGAAGGUACUCGGACAGGAAGUGCCAGCUCCUUUGAGUAUGAGAUGUCUCAGGAAGGGUUCAGUGCUGCCAUCACCUCUAGUGGUCCUUUGCUGGGCGCUGUGGGGAGCUUUGACUGGGCUGGUGGAGCCUUUCUGCGUACAUCAAAGGAUAAAUUCACCUUCAUCAACACAACCAGGGUAGAUUCGGACAUGAAUGAUGCUUACUUGGGUUAUGCUGUCGAAGUCAUCUUGCGGAGCCCAGUGCAAAGCUUUGUUAUGGGGGCGCCUCGACAUCAGCACACUGGCCUGGUGGUGAUGUUCAAACAGAAUGCUGGUGCCUGGCAGACCAACAGUCGCAUCAAGGGCAGCCAGAUCGGCUCCUACUUCGGGGCCUCCCUGUGCUCUGUGGAUGUGGACAGAGAUGGCAGCUCCGACCUGGUCCUCAUUGGGGCUCCCCAUUUCUAUGAGCAAACCCGGGGGGGCCAAGUGUCUGUGUGCCCCUUGCCCCGGGGGAGGGGUAAGUGGCAGUGUGAGGCUGUUCUCCGUGGGGAGCAGGGCCACCCCUGGGGCCGCUUUGGGGCAGCCCUGACAGUGCUGGGGGAUGUGAAUGGGGACAAGCUGACGGAUGUGGCCAUUGGGGCCCCGGGAGAGCAGGAGAACCAGGGUGCCAUCUAUCUAUUUCACGGAACCUCACGACGUGGCAUCAGCCCCUCCCACAGCCAGCGGAUUGCAGGCUCCCAGCUCGUCCCUAAGCUCCAGUAUUUUGGUCAGUCAUUGAGUGGGGGCCAGGACCUCACAAUGGAUGGACUGGUGGACCUGGCUGUAGGGGCCCAGGGGCGUGUGCUGCUGCUCAGGUCCCAGCCAGUGCUCACAGUCGAGGCGACCAUGGAGUUCACACCUACGGAAGUGGCAAGUAAUGUGUUUGAAUGUCGUGAUCAGGUGGUGAGAAAUCAGACUGCUGGGGAGGUCAGAGUCUGCCUCCGUGUGCACAAGAGCACACGGGACCGGCUGAGAGAAGGAGAGAUCCAGGGCAUCGUCACAUAUGACCUGGCUCUGGACCCAAGUCGCCAAAAACGCCGGGCCGUCUUUGAUGAAACAAAGAACAGCACACGCAGACAGAUACAGACCUUGGGGCUGAAUAAGAAAUGUGAGACUCUGAAGCUACAGAUAGAGAAUUGUGUAGAGGAUCCAGUGACCCCCAUCGUCCUGCGCCUGAACUUCUCUCUGGUGGGGAAGCCCUUGUCCUCUUUUGGGAACCUCCGGCCAGUGCUGGCUGUGGACGCUCAGAGAUUCUUCACAGCCUCGCUUCCCUUUGAGAAGCAUUGUGGCAAUGACACGAUCUGCCAGGAUGACCUCAGCAUCACCUUCAGUUUUGUGAGCCUGAACACCCUGGUGGUGGGUGGUCCCCGGGAAUUCAAUGUGACAGUGACUGUGAAAAACCAGGGUGAGGACUCCUACAGGACUCAGGUCACCUUCUUCUACCCGUCUGGCUUGUCCUAUCGGAAGAUGUCAGGGAUCCAGCUCUCACAGCGAUCCUCGUGCCUGAACUGUGACUCUACCUCCACCGAAGAGCCUGGGGCCUUGAAGAACUGCAGCUGCAACAUAAACCACCCCAUCAUCCCAGACAACUCUGAGGUCACCUUUAAUAUCACAUUUGAUGUGAACUCUACUGCAUCUCUUGGAAACAGACUACUCCUCAAGGCCAGUGUGACCAGUGAGAACAACAUGCCCAGGACCAACAAAACUGAAUUCCAGCUGGAGCUGCCUGUGAAAUACGCUGUCUCCAUGGUGGUCACCAGCCGUGAGGUCUCUACCAAAUAUCUCAACUUCACAGCCUCAGAGGACAUCAGCCGCAUUAUAAACCAUGAGUAUCAGUUCAAAAACUUGGGGCAGAGGAGCCCCCCCAUCAGUGUGGUCAUCUGGGUCCCCAUCCAGCUGAACCAGGUGGCCGUGUGGGACCACCCCCAGCUUACCUUCCCUCAGAACUUUUCCAGUACGUGCCACACCGAGGUGAGGGAACCUCCUGUCUCUGACUUCCUGGCAGAGCUUAAGAAGACCCCAGUGCUGAACUGCUCCAUUGCUGUCUGCCAGAGAAUCCAGUGUGACAUCCCGUCCUUUGGCAUCCAGCAAGAAUUCAACAUCGCCAUCAAAGGCAACCUCUCGUUUGACUGGUAUAUCAAGACUUCGCAUAACUACCUUCAGGUUGUGAGCACAGUGGAGAUCUUGUUUAAUGAUUUGAUAUUUGCCCUGCUUCCAGGACAGGAGGAAUUUGUGAGGGCUCAGACGGAGACGAAAGUGGAGCCGUAUGAAGUGCAUGACCCUCUACCGCUUAUCGUGGGCAGCUCGGUCGGGGGGCUGGUGCUCCUGGCCCUCAUCACUGCCGGAUUGUACAAGCUUGGCUUCUUCAAACGGCAGUACAAGGACAUGAUGAGUGAAGCUUCGUCAUCCCAGUAACGGCUCCUUCCCCACUGAGUGGCCUCUCCUGCAGCAGGCAAGACUUUGGUUAGACCAACAGCAGGUCCCCAGACUGCUGGACAGACACAUCCAUUAGGAGAGGGGGGCGGUGAUGUCUCACUCAGGAAAGACCUGCUUGGGUUUCCAUUCGUGUGUGUGUGCAAGUGUGUGCAUGAGUGUUUGUGUGAGUUGUAUGUGUGACUCAGAUGUCUCUUGCAUGGGGACAGGUGCAUUCAGCACAACCUCUCAGGCAGAAGGGAAUUGCUUGGGCUUCUUUGUGUGUGGGUGAAGGUGCCGUUGGGCCUUCCUCUGGGACAGAGGUGAUGGCAGCUCUUGUGGGUGAACAGAAAGGGAGAUGCAACAGAUCCUCUCCCUGCUGGAGGAAGUGAGACCUCCUAUUGUGAGUGAGCACGCAGACCUGCAGCAGCCUGUGCAGCUGGGACUGAGACCACAUGGAGAAUCCGUGUUGGAACCAGGAUCUGGUCAGCCAAGAGGGGCCUGUCCAACUCAUUCCACACUAGAGCUAAAUACGUCCAAUGAGCAAUGAUGCACCUCCCUUUAUCCAUUUAUUUAUUAUUUUAAUGUUACUCUUAUUUUUUGAAUGGAUAAAACUAUCACAGUACAAAAAUCAAAGAUGUGCAGGGGUGUGUGGUGAAAAGUCUCCCUUCCAUCCUGGUCCCCCCGGCCAUUCAAGUCCCUCCUAAAGGACAGUCAAGAUUAUGUGUUUUUGGGUCACACACACACACACACACACAAGCUUUUUUACACAAACGGUAGCAUAUGUCAUUUAUACUGUUCUGCAUCUUGCUUUUCCAUUAAUAUAGCCCAGACAUUGUUACAUAUCAAGACUUAAAAUACUUUUUCAUUCUUUUAUACAGCUGCAUAGUAUUCCAUUAUGUGGGUGGAUUAUAAUGCAUUUAACCAGUCUCCUUUUGAUAUAUUAUUUCCAACCUCUCACAAUUACAAAUAAUGGUGAAUUAAUAAACUGAAUAUAUAUCA